AUGAGUUUUAUCGGACCAGCCAGACCGCCACCAACCACACAAAACAAUGAUAAUGAACAAAAAACUGAAGUAAACUUUAGAGAUUCAAACAACAAUAAAAAACGUACAUUAGAAGAAAAUAAUAACAAUGACAAUAACAACAACAACUACAAACAAUUAAAUAAUGAUGAUAUUCAAUCACCUCAACCUCCACCAAAAAAGUCUGUUAUUGGUCCAUCACUAAAUGAAACUGACAAUGAUAAAACUACAAUACUAUCUCCACAACUGCCACCAACAAAGAAAAUUAUUGGCCCAAGAUUAGAUGAUGAAACUGAUAAUAAUAAUAAUAAUAAUAAUAAUAAUAAUAAUAAUAAUAAUAAUAAUAAUAAUAAAAAAGAUAAUAAUAUAAUACUAGGACCACAACCACCUCCAUCUAUAAGUAAAAGAGUUAUUGGUCCAAGAUUAGAUGAUGACAAUAAUAAUAAUGAUAAUGAUAAAUUUAAUAAUAAUAAUAAAAAAGCAAUUGGCCCAUCUAGAAUUGGACCAACAAUUGGUCCAUCAAUUGGACCAUCAAGAUAUAAUACAAAUAAUAAUGAUAGUAAUCAUAAUAGUAAUAAUGAUGAUGAUGAUGAUAGUAGUGAAGAAGAUGAAGAAGAUACAAAAUCAGAAUGGGAGAGAGUAAGAAAUAUGAUUGAAAAUAAUAAAAAUGGUGAUACUGAUAGUACAAAUAAAACAACAAAAAGAGAGGAAUGGAUGACAAUGAUGCCAACUGGUAGAAUUGAUUCAAUGUCAAAUAGACAAUUCAGUCAAAAAGGUAAUGUUGGUUCAAUAUCAACAACAACAACAACAACAACAGGAGGAACUACUCCUGUUGAAGGUUCUAAACAAUUAUUUGAAAAAUUAAGACAACAAGAAACUGAAGAAAAAAUGAAGCAAUAUAAUGAUAAAAACAGAUCCUCUUCCUUGUUAUCAAUGCACCAAAAAAAGCAAUCCUCAUCAUCAUCAUCAUCAUCCAAUAGUAAUAAAAAAGAUUACACAUUCAAUAGAGAUGAAGAAUUACAAAUAAGUAAAGUUGAUAAAGAACAUUUAAAUAAUAUUGUUAGAGGUUCCUCUGAAUUAAAUACUAAAUUUGGUAAAAGUAAUUGGAUAUUAAACUGUUUUUUAAGGAUAUUUCAUUGUUUUGACCCAAAAAUAAAUUUUUUCUUUUUUUUUUUUUUUUUUUUUUUUUUUUUUUUUUUUUUUGAAAACUAA
This is a messenger RNA of Dictyostelium discoideum AX4, 1230 nucleotides long. RefSeq lists its product as hypothetical. The record is from RefSeq and is a predicted model, not a curated record. The transcript is spliced from 2 exons. Bases 1 to 1230 code for a protein of 409 amino acids. NCBI's taxonomy places the organism in Eukaryota, Evosea, Eumycetozoa, Dictyosteliales, Dictyosteliaceae.